ACAACCCACCCCACCAUGCCACCAGCAAACCUCACGACGCUCCUCUCCUCUCUCCGCGCGCCAAUCUUCAACACGGCCGCGGUGGCCUCGAACGCGCGCACGGGCGCAAAGUACCUGCGGAAAAGGCUACGCGGCCCCAGCGUGCUCAACUACAUCCCGACGUUCCCGCGGCUCAAGGACCUGAACAGCACGCACGUCUCGAACAAGUACGCCGGGUGGGAGGGCCUGUCUGGCCCCGACCAGCCCGGAGGACUGUACCAGCUCCCGAAGAGCAUGGUAUGCGCCGAGGGAUACGAGGAGGUCGAGCGCCGCGAGAAGCCCGGCCCGCCUAUCAAGCAGCGUGCGGUCGUCAAGCCUGCCGGAUGGGUCGAGAGCGACGCUGAGUACACGCGCUUUGACGACGUCGCGAAGAAGCGCGCGCGUGGAAAGGGCGCACCGAAGAAGGGCCAGGGCAGGCGUUCGCAGCUCAAGGGCGGCAAGAAGAAGUAGUCUGGGUGUCCUCGUUCUCCCCUCUCGCAGCGUCUCUAUACCAUGCAUUGCAUUGCAGUUUGGCGGGGGUUCGGCGAGGCCGGCGUGGAGGUCGAGUUGGGCGCCAGGCAUUCGGCAGGGUCGUCGGAAACUGACUGACACGGAGGCUGGGGCUUGAGGUUGGGCAUCAUGGCUGGGUCGACGG
Messenger RNA from Vanrija pseudolonga, 673 nucleotides. RefSeq lists its product as uncharacterized. The coding region runs from base 16 to 489 and encodes 157 amino acids. Gene Ontology annotation, cellular component: mitochondrion. The transcript is spliced from 3 exons. The record is from RefSeq and is a predicted model, not a curated record. Lineage: Eukaryota; Fungi; Basidiomycota; Tremellomycetes; Trichosporonales; Trichosporonaceae.